Messenger RNA from Ziziphus jujuba (common jujube), 495 nucleotides. Its product is annotated as secreted RxLR effector protein 161-like. The transcript is spliced from 3 exons. The record is from RefSeq and is a predicted model, not a curated record. The coding region runs from base 1 to 495 and encodes 164 amino acids. NCBI's taxonomy places the organism in Eukaryota, Viridiplantae, Streptophyta, Magnoliopsida, Rosales, Rhamnaceae.
AUGAAAUGGCUUCUAUGGUAUUUGACACACUCGGUUAGUGAAGGAUUGUCUUAUAAAGGAAAUUCAAGUGAAAUUGAACUAAUUGGGUAUGUGGAUUCUGACUAUGCUGGUGAUAGGGACAGAAGGAGAUCUACUUCUUCUUAUGUGUUCACUUUGGGUGGAAAUUGUAUAAGUUGGAAGUUUCAGUUGCAACCUGUGGUGGCUUUAACGACAACUGAAUCUGAGUAUAUGGUAGCAACAGAGGCUACAAAAGAAGCUAUUUGGCUUAAGGGUCUGUUAACAGAAUUUAAAGCACUUAAUCAAGAAGCUAUUUUAUAUUCAGACAGUCAAAGUGCAAUCCACUUGUGCAAAAAUCCAGUGUUUCAUGAAAGAUCUAAGCAUAUUCAGGUGCUAACUGUUAGCAAGUUUAAUACUUGCAAGAAUCUACUCCAAGUUGGAGCAGAAACUGGUGCAAAAUCUGGUGCAGAAUCUGUUUUAAGUGUUUUGAAGCUUUAG